Molecule: messenger RNA, 234 nt
Organism: Stereum hirsutum FP-91666 SS1
Lineage: Eukaryota; Fungi; Basidiomycota; Agaricomycetes; Russulales; Stereaceae
Exons: 3
Biological process (GO): transcription by RNA polymerase II; tRNA transcription by RNA polymerase III; transcription by RNA polymerase I
Cellular component (GO): RNA polymerase III complex; RNA polymerase I complex; RNA polymerase II, core complex
Molecular function (GO): DNA binding; DNA-directed RNA polymerase activity; zinc ion binding
Source: RefSeq, a predicted model, not a curated record
AUCAUUCCAGUUCGCUGUUUCUCGUGUGGAAAGGUCAUCGGUGACAAAUGGAAUGCCUACCUUGAACUGCUUUCGCAGGACAAGAGCGAAGGUGAGGCGCUGGACGAGCUGCAACUGAAGCGAUACUGUUGUCGGCGGAUGGUCUUGACCCACGUCGACCUCAUCGAAAAACUUCUCCAUUAUAACCCCAUGGAGCGCACAAAAGACAAGAGGGAUUACAUGGCCCAGUCAUAG